AUGUAUUAGUGAAAUAAUUACUAUUAUUUAAUACGUCGGGUCCGGUGCGAUAGAAAAAAAAAACCAAGCCUAGCUUUGACUCCAAAUUCCGAUUGCUCUGCAAUCAAGGUUUCUGGAUUACAAGUUUUGCAUAUUGUGGUAUUUUUCUAAGUGAAAACAAAACAGAAGUAUAAUAUAAUAUAUCUUAUCUUGUACUACUUCUAACCCUGCAAAGGAAAUUUCUGUAAUAAAUUGAAUACGAUGAGUGUAUUGCUUCUUAUUGUUGUUGUUCUCCUUAUACUUCUAAUCUUCGUAAGCCUUGCAAAAUUCGCCUACUCCACACUUUGGGUCCCAUUGAAAAUUCAGAGGCAGUUUAAGAAGCAAGGUGUGAGAGGCCCAGGCUACCGUGUUUUGUUUGGGAACACAGCCCAAAUCCGGCGUCUUUACACCGAGAUUCAGUCAAAGUCAACUCUGACCGACAACGAUGUGCUUCCAUUGGUGGCCCCUUUUUACCAUAGGUGGUCUCGCAUGUACGGGAAGACUUUCUUGUAUUGGUUUGGGCCCAAGCCCAGGUUGGCAAUUGCUGACCCCAUUCUGAUAAAGGAGGUCCUUAAGAACACCAGUGGGCAUUUUGGAAAGGUCGGGUUUAACCCCUCCAAUAAGCAGUUGUUUGGACAGGGCCUUGUUGGGCUUGAGGGAGACCAAUGGGCUUUUCAUCGAAGGAUUGCAAACCAAGCCUUUACUAUGGAUCGUGUCAAGAGUUGGGUGCCAGAUAUGGUAACAAGUAUAAUAAGAAAAGUUGAAAAGUGGGAGGAAACAAGAGGAGGAAGAGAUGAAUUUGAAAUAGAUGUGCACAAGGAAAUUCAUGAAGUUUCGGCAGACAUUAUAUCUAGAUCAGCUUUCGGAAGUAGUUUUGAAGAAGGGAAACGCAUAUUCGACUUACAAGAUAUGCAAAUGUAUCUUUUCUCUAAGGCAGUUAGAAGUAUCUAUAUUCCAGGAUUCAGGUUUUUGCCCACGAAGGACAACAGAGAGAGGUGGAGACUAGAUAAGGAGACUCGUGAUUCAGUGAAGAGGCUAAUAAUGACAAAUAGCAAGACAAGUGAAAAUUCAAGGAACUUACUUACUCUUCUAAUGUCUUCACAUAAAAAUCAUGAUGGCAAGGAAAAGAAACUAGGAGUAGAAGAAAUCGUAGACGAGUGCAAGACUUUCUAUUUUGCAGGAAAGGAAACCACUGCCAAUCUCUUGACUUGGGCUCUCCUUCUCUUAGCUCAGCACCAGGAAUGGCAGAACAAGGCCAGGGAAGAAGUAGUUAGAGUUUGCGGAUUCAAUGGACUUCCACUUGCAGAUAAUUUAAGUGAUCUUAAACUUCUGACAAUGAUAAUCAACGAAACACUUCGACUCUAUGCUCCUGCUGCAAUGAUGAUGAGGAAGACAUUGAAGAAAGUUAAGCUUGGAAGUCUAGACAUUCCUGCUAACACACAGUUGUAUUUGGCAUUGACUGCGGUUCAUCACGAACCUGAGAUAUGGGGGGAAGAUGCUAAUGAGUUCAAUCCAUCGAGGUUUUCUGAGCCUCGGAAACAUGUAGCUUCAUUCUGUCCAUUUGGCCUCGGUCCUAGAAUUUGUGCCGGCCAAAAUCUAGCAAUGGUUGAGGCCAAAAUAAUCUUGGCCAUCCUCAUACAGCGUUACUAUCUCAUGGUGUCACCAACCUACGUCCAUUCUCCUAUGUUGUUUAUAACGGUGCAACCUAAAUACGGUGCUCAAAUCCUUCUGAGGCCGAUUUCAACAUGAAGGGUUAAACCGGAAAGACCUACAAAAGAAGAUAUGAAGUCCAUUCCACUCUUUUCUAAACUUGUACUUUUGCAAUCCUUGUAUCCUUGUCAUUUAUUUUGGUUUAUUAAUAAGGUUUGAGUAGUGUUGUUUCUUAUAUGUGUAAUAAAUAAUUAUUUGAAUCUUAUUUUUAGUAUUGUAAAUUA
This is a messenger RNA of Cannabis sativa, 1952 nucleotides long. RefSeq names its product cytochrome P450 734A1. NCBI's taxonomy places the organism in Eukaryota, Viridiplantae, Streptophyta, Magnoliopsida, Rosales, Cannabaceae. The record is from RefSeq and is a predicted model, not a curated record. The coding region runs from base 241 to 1767 and encodes 508 amino acids. Gene Ontology annotation, molecular function: iron ion binding; heme binding; monooxygenase activity. The transcript is spliced from 5 exons.